This is a messenger RNA of Struthio camelus australis, 1755 nucleotides long. The record is from RefSeq and is a predicted model, not a curated record. NCBI's taxonomy places the organism in Eukaryota, Metazoa, Chordata, Aves, Struthioniformes, Struthionidae.
AUGCUGGAGAGCACUGGGAGGAAGGACACGUCUGUCUGGUCAGAAUCACCUAAUGGAUCUUCGCAAAUUGAUGCUCUCUCUUUGGAGUCAAUGAGCAAAGAGGCCUACUUCAGCAGAGUAGAAACAUUCACGCCGCUGAAGUGGGCAGGCAAACCCCAUGAGCUGUCUCCCCUGGUGUGUGCCAAAUACGGGUGGACCAACGUGGAGUGCGACAUGCUGAAGUGCUCCAGCUGCCAGGCCUUCCUCUGCGUGAGCUUGCAGCUGGCAUUCGAUUUCAACAAGUAUAAGGAGCGUUGUGUGGAGCUGAAGAAGGCCUUGUGCACCGCUCAUGAGAAGUUCUGCUUCUGGCCAGACAGCCCCUGCCCAGAUCGCUUUGCUGUUUUGCUGGUGGAUGAGCCCAGAGCCCUUCUCCAGGACUUCCUGGACCGCUUUCAGAGCCUGUGUCAGCUGGAGCUGCAGCUGCCCUCCCUCAGACCAGAAGACAUGAAAAACAUGUCUCUGACAGAGGAGAAGAUCAGCCUGCUCCUCCAACUGAUCGGGGAGGAGCUCGAGCACAAAACAGAGGGAGAGAAACCACCGAUGAAUUUUGCCUCAGAAAUCCUGCAAGUGCACAUUCCUGCCUGCGUCCUGGCACUGUGUGGCUGGACUUGCAGCACUGCAUCUGGCUCCAUGCACCUCUCGGUGAUCACCUGCUCCCGCUGCAUGAGGAAGGCAGGACUGUGGGGCUUCCACCAGCUGGAGUCGGCCGGGCUGGAGCUGGACUCCUACGGCCUGAGCAGCACCCCGCUGGCACCCACGUCUCCACGCAGGAUGCUCACACGGAGCCAGGACGCGCUUCCUCCAGGCUCGGAGCAGCAGCAUGAGAAGAGCCCAUCUCCAGCAAUCUCCCGCCCGCGGGGUUGGGACUGCCCCAGCCCCAUGGAGCGGGGCGAGUCGGAGGCUGCCAGCCCUGCGCUGAGGAGCCGCCCCGUUACCCGCAGCAUGGGGCAGGGGGACAACGUGGAGGUGCCGUCCAGCCCUCACCGCAGGACCAAGCGAGCCCGGCUCUGCUCUUCCAGCAGCUCGGACGCUUCCACGAGGAGCUUCUUUGAUCCCAGCUCACAACAUCGUGAUUGGUGUCCCUGGGUCAAUGCGGUGGAAGGAGGGGAAGCCCUGGAGGACCCCGCGGCCCAGAUGGAGAAGGAGCCCGCGAAGGCAGAGCCGGGCUGGCGAGUGGUGCUGAACACGCUCUUGGCCAUGAGAAAGCGCGACAGACUGCCUGAGACGGAGCCUGUGAGCCUCUCGGUGAAGUCCUGUAAGGUGUUUCGCAUUUUCCGGCAGUGGGAGAGCAUGAAUGCCUCCUGAACAGGCUGCCGCCAGUGAAACCGCAGCCUCGCCAUCGGCACAGGGCAUCACAUCGGUCCGGUGGAGAUCUGCUUUGCAGUUGCUCCCGAGGCAUCUCUGUGCCCUGGGGAGGGGGUGCUGAGGAGGCCCACGCACACCGCAAAGGCCGUGGGCAGCCCCCGGCAGCCACUGAGACCCCCUCCUCUCCCAGUUGCCUUCCUUGAAGUCCCCCUGCCUUCACAAGUCGUUCCUGCGGCCCUCGGCCCUGUGGGCUUCGACAGCCCCUCGCAGGCUUGUUCCUCGUGAGCUGGGAAGUGUUGUAGGCCCACCGGGUGAGUGAGGAGACGUGAUCCCUCAUGAGAGCAACUGUCGUAUCCAGCAGGGCCCAGGGGGAGCCGUGAGCUGCCACCAGCAUGCAGGGAAGUGAUGCCA